AUGAGUCCUGCAGCCCCGGUUCCGCCUGACUCCACCCUGGAAAGUCCUUUUGAAGAAAUGGCCCUGGUGAGGGGCGGCUGGCUGUGGAGACAGAGCUCCAUCCUCCGCCGCUGGAAGCGAAACUGGUUUGCCUUGUGGCUGGAUGGGACCCUGGGCUACUACCAUGAUGAGACUGCACAGGACGAGGAGGAUCGCGUGCUCAUCCAGUUCAAUGUCCGCAGCAUAAAGAUCGGCCAAGAGUGCCACGAUGUGCAGCCCCCAGAGGGCCGGAGCCGAGACGGCCUGCUGAUUGUGAACCUCCGGGAGGGCUCCCGCCUGUAUCUGUGCGCAGAGACCAAGGACGAUGCCGUAGCGUGGAAGACGGCGUUACUGGAGGCGAAUUCUACCCCGGCCCCAACCGGAGCCACCGUCCCUCCCAGGAGCCGCCGGGUUUGCCCCAAGGUCAGGUGUGUGACCCGCUCGUGGAGCCCCUGUAAGGUUGAGAGGCGGAUCUGGGUGCGUGUCUACAGCCCGUACCAGGACUACUAUGAGGUGGUAACUCCCAACGCUCAUGAAGCCACAUACGUACGCAGCUACUACGGACCGCCCUAUGCAGGACCCGGCGUGACGCACGUAGUAGUGCGGGAGGAUCCCUGCUACAGUGCGGGCGCUCCGCUGGCCAUGGGCAUGCUCGCGGGGGCCGCCACAGGUGCCGCGCUCGGCUCGCUCAUGUGGUCUCCCUGUUGGUUCUGA
This is a messenger RNA of Puma concolor (puma), 732 nucleotides long. RefSeq names its product pleckstrin homology domain containing B1 (gene PLEKHB1). The record is from RefSeq and is a predicted model, not a curated record. Gene Ontology annotation, cellular component: membrane. Lineage: Eukaryota; Metazoa; Chordata; Mammalia; Carnivora; Felidae. Gene Ontology annotation, biological process: regulation of cell differentiation.